Molecule: messenger RNA, 4102 nt
Organism: Syngnathoides biaculeatus (alligator pipefish)
Lineage: Eukaryota; Metazoa; Chordata; Actinopteri; Syngnathiformes; Syngnathidae
Gene: asic4a
Product: acid-sensing (proton-gated) ion channel family member 4a
Exons: 14
Coding region: 551-1996 (481 amino acids)
Biological process (GO): sodium ion transmembrane transport
Cellular component (GO): membrane
Molecular function (GO): ligand-gated sodium channel activity
Source: RefSeq, a predicted model, not a curated record
UCAAAUCAAGCGUAGAAUAGGAAUCCCGGCGCUCUCCUAUUCACAUGCGGUGACUAGCUUAGCAUUGAAACGUACGACAUAUAAACAUUCUCUACAUUUCCAUUUCAACAUUUUCUUACAAAAUAGAAGAAUACGUUUCGAAACUAGAGGAUUUUUCAAAGGUGGAUUUUUUUUUUUUUCGAGGUAGGAUGACUUUACUUUUCCUCCAUUGAAGCUGCCGGGCUUUUAAAAUGAAGACUUGGCGACACCCCAACGAAGAAGAACUUUGCUUGGAACUUGCUUCGGCCAAUUGGAGGCGGAAAAGGCCGGUCAAGCGUUCAUGUCACCACCCGUGAGGCACGGUGAAAGUUUCACUGCUUUGAGAAAGGACCACUGCACGGCUAAAGACUCGAGCCUGAAGCUGGAGUGAAGCAUGGUGCACCCCCUGGACUGGUCGGCAACCAAUUCCCAUUCACAUCCACACCAUCACUGAGGGGGAAAUGAACAGAGCUGCCGGCAAGGAAGUCAGCUGUGAAACGCACUCAUCUCUGCGCCAUUUGAAGCCGCAAUCAUGGAAGAAGCAGAGGGACAACUUUUGAGAGGAAGGAACCACGGCAGAACGGCCAGAGGAAGAAGGGCGGCAAAGUGUGCCAUUUCCUACCUGGAGCACCCCCACGUCACAGCCCUGAACGAAGAGGCGACCCCGGAGAUGGUUUUCCCCGCCGUGACCAUCUGCAACAUCAACCGCUUCCGCUUCUCUGCGCUCACCGACGCCGACAUCUACCACCUGGCCAACCUGACGGGACUGCCCCCCAAAAACAGGGACGGUCACAAGCCCACCGAUCUAAUGUACCCUGCCCCUGACAUGCAGGACAUCUUCAACAGGACGGGACAUCAGCUGGACGAGAUGCUAAUGAGCUGCAACUUCAGCGGGCAGAACUGCUCGGCUGAGGAUUUCACCGUGGUUUACACCAGAUAUGGGAAAUGUUACACUUUUAACGGAAACAAGACCACGUCCAGGAAGACCAAGCAAGGUGGAAUGGGGAAUGGGCUGGAGAUCAUGUUGGAUAUCCAGCAGGAUGAAUAUCUGCCGAUAUGGAGAGAGACAAAUGAGACGUCUCUGGAGGCCGGAAUCCGGGUUCAAAUCCACAGCCAGGAUGAGCCUCCCUACAUUCACCAGCUGGGCUUUGGCGUCUCUCCAGGCUUCCAGACCUUUGUUUCAUGUCAGGAGCAAAGGCUGACCUACCUGCCCCAGCCCUGGGGGAACUGCCGCUCCAGCAGCAAGGAGAAGUUCCCCGGAUACGACACGUACAGCAUCAGCGCCUGUCGCCUGCUCUGCGAGACCAACGAGGUUGUGCGGGUGUGCAACUGCAGGAUGGUGCACAUGCCAGGAACCGCUGAUAUCUGUCCUCCAAAUAAAAUCAACUGUGUUGACAAAGCACUCGCACAGCUCCAGAAGACCAGCGGGGACACGUGUCCAUGCGAGACGCCCUGCAAUCUCACCCGUUACGGCAAAGAGCUCUCCAUGGUCAAAAUCCCCAGCAAGGGUUCCGCUCGCUAUCUCUCCAGGAAAUACGACAAGUCUGAAGACUACAUCAGAGACAAUUUCCUGGUGUUGGACAUCUUCUUUGAGGCUCUAAACUUUGAAACAAUAGAGCAAAAGAAAGCGUAUGAUGUUGCAGGUUUAUUAGGUGACAUUGGCGGCCAGAUGGGUCUGUUCAUUGGCGCCAGCAUCCUGACCAUCUUAGAAAUAUUGGAUUACAUCUAUGAGCACUUCAAGCAACGGCUACAACGUGUACUGAGACCACGAAAAGAGGAAAAGAAGAGCCUGGCGCAACCGCCGCCCGCCACCGUUGCCACAGUGGGACUGGAGGAGACGAAAACAGAGGAGCCCAACGCCGUGACGCGAAGUCACCCAGAAGGAGCGUACGCCAACACGAUGCUACCCAACCACCACCACCACCCUCGCCAUCACCUCGCCGGACACCGCGGCGUGUUCGAGGACUUCACGUGCUAGACGCCGCCGCCGUUUCCCCAUCGUUUCCUUUGCGUCGACCACCCGAGAGCGAGAAGAGCCGUCGAGGCGAGGCCUUUGGCCUCAAGCGGCAGUUUCUCCGCUGCCGCCGGUGAAAAGCUCCAGCCAAAGUCCAACACCAAACUUGAGAUGCUAACGAAGCACUUGUAUGUACAGUAUGUAGGCACAAUUUGGACACUGCGUUACGUUUUGUUGUUUAUUUUUUGUCAGGACGGGAAGGAAACCUUUGACCUGGCCUUGCUUCAAGUGGCAAGUCUGGCACUUUAUGUUCGCGUAAGACCAAUUUUCCAUACGUGCUCCCCCUCCCGAAAGGAAGCGAGGAGGACUGCAUGACCCCUUGAUGCAAUUUAUAUUGCCCUCACCCCACCAAAAAAAAAAACAAAACCCCACUACGAUUUAUUUGGUGAUUUGUUUCUCUUGAUCCAUUUUUCCUGAAGCCAUCGCCCCUUUUUUCUUCCCACGGAGUAUACGCGGUACUGCUGCAUUGAGUCAUAGCAACAUGAAAUAUCGAAUCAUUUCAAGAAAUAAUAAGAUCUCUAGAUGUUUCUAUAUUGUAUACAAGAUGAACUCUAAAGUUAACAAAACUUUUGUGCUUUAGUCAUUCAAAAUAUGAAGAGGUUAUUGAGAUGGAAAUAGAUUUUUUUUUUAUGAAGAAGAUUGAAGCGAUAUUUAUUCUGAUUUAUUGUAAAAGUCUUAGAGAGAGUAGCAUUGUACAUUGUAACAUAAACAUUGUCAAAAAAAAUUAUGAUAAGAACAGGCAGGAGAGAGAGAGAGAUUCGGUUUUAAUGGUUGUCGUUUAUAACUCGUUAAUAUAUAACUUAAGUAAUCCUUUUGUUAUUUAUACAUUUUAGAGAAAUAAUUUUGUAUGCGAUCACGAUUGUAGCAGUCGCUGUACACUGACAACCUGCAGCCGAUCCAGAAUAUCAAUACAUUUGUACAGGUGAGAACGACGACUAUGGAUUGUGAAUUUUAUUUCGUCUUUCUCGAACUGUACGAGGAAAUACACGCACGGUGGAACCUCGAAAUUCAAAGACCAGGCGAGGUCUUGCGAUUGGGAAUGUGGCAAAAUGUCAGUGAACAUGGAAAUGGAACAUAAUGUACAUCACUGGCUCGCAGUAAUUCGGCAAAAAAAUAUUCAUUAAUUUAUGUUUUUGGGAAAAAAAUACAGACAAGAUGUACAUUGUAAAAUGAAAUAUUUCAUUUUUAUGUGAAGAAACUCACCUCCAAUGCACAAGCAGUAAUUUCCUUUUUUCUUUUUCUUGCAGGAAAAAUUCUCCACUCCAUUUCGAGCGUAUGUAUUUUGAUUUUUUUUUUCAAAUGUUUUGUUUUGUUGUUUUUCUUUUUCACAUUUUGGGCAAAAAAAAGUCUUGGGUUAACCCAUUCGUGGGCAGCGUCCCAUUUUUGGGACAUCAUGAUUUUCACGCAUUAUAUCCUUCACUGUAUCAAAAUAUUCACGUGUUUUGAUCUGAAGCCAUAAUUUGGUAUCAGGAGAGGAUAACUCAUCGGUCAAAGUUAGCAGUUAGAUUUUUGGGACGAGAUUAUAAAUUGGUAAAGUUAUCAUAUAACUUAACCAUAAACGAAGAAGAAGUGUUAUUUUUAGAUUUUUAUCUCAAUAAGGCAAAAAAUUGCCACCUUGCCCAUGAAUGGGUUAAAACAAAAAUCAAGAUCAAAUUUCAUCAAAGUCAAAGGACAUUUUUUUUUGUACAUGAUCAUUUUUACCAUGUUCAAAUAUUACAUAAUGGACGCAAGUUUUCAUUUAUUUAUUUAUUGAUUGACUCGCUCUGAUGGAAACCACCCAAAAAAAAUUUUUUUUUUAAAUCCCAGUUGUGUUGAGCAUUUCGAGGUUCCACUGUACGCAAGACGCCACCCAAAUUUUAAGGAACGAUAAGAGUACGUGCAGGUACUUGACAGUUUUAAUCAUCAUAUUCAGGCGAGUAUUGAGAGAAGGACGAUGGAGCGUCGACUACUUUUUUGCAGUAGCAGCAAGAGUAUUUUAUUGAUUGAUUUUUAUUUGAUCUGAACGACGGGAGGUGUGGAGCACCAGAGACAAUCAUUGUUAGGUCACUUCGGAGACGAGCGACAUCUGCA